AGUUAGAGGGGCGGGGGGCGGGGCUGCCGCCCAGCUGGGGCUCGCGCCCUCUGUGUGGGCACAGCCAGGGGUUCAGGGGAGCCUGAGAGGGAAAAAGAGGCAGGGUCCUGGCUCCUGAGACCCGAGCCGACCUGAGUGAGGCCGCCCCUCCCCUCCUGGUUGUGCUGCGAGGCGAGGAGCCCCGCCCUGUGCCCACCUGCCCGCGGCCCCCCACGGAGGCAGGGCGGCCCACCCGGGUGACCCUGGAGCCACGGAGGGGCAGUAAGCACCGGUGCGCGAUCCUGCGGGGUCACCCAGAGGCGAGUGCAGGUAACGGAGCGGAGGAGCCGAGAUGGAGCCUGUGAGCCGAGGUCGGAGGUCAGAGGAGGGUGUUGUUGCCCCAUCAGCUGCGGUUCCCGCAGGAGCCCAGAAGCCGCUCCAGGCGCCAGAGGGGCGGCAGAGUCAGUGUCUGAGCGCCCCUGCCAAGGCAGGAGGGGGACGACCCCCCUGCCGCCCAUCACUCCUGCCCGUGUGCCUCAGCAGCUGAACCUGACUCCACCCAGGACUCCUGGACCCCCAAGCAGGGCGGCUGGAGAGGGCUGCUCUCAGGACUCCAGCCCCCGGGGUGCGGAGGCCGGGAGGGAGUAAGAACAGACACCCCACUCACAUGCUGGGGGCUGGGGCUCCUGGAAGUCCAAGUUCAUCUCAGACCCCUCGGAUGGCCUCCUUACUCUGUUGUUCUCUUAGCAUAAAAACAAGGGAGGAAACCACAGAGGAAAAGGCAGAUUAGACCUCAAAACAAAGCAGAGCUUCUAUAAUCCAUAUGUCAAAAAAAAGUGUGCACAAAGUUAAAAGGCAAAUUACAAGCUUAUAACAAAUAGCUGUCACACUAAUGGGCAUGUUGAUUCUCUCAAUCUAUGAAGAGCUCCUAUAAACGAUUGGGAAAAAUAAUAUCCCAAUAGAAAAAGGUAGCCAAGAAUAUUAAUUGAUAAUUCACAGAAGAGAAAUACAAGUAAAUGUCCAGUAAACGACGUAUGAAAAUCUCAUUGACAGUAAAAGUUUAGGACGUCCCUAGUGGCACAGUGAAUAAGAAUCCGGCAUUAAGUUUUUUGCCAUCUCACUGUAAGUCUUCCAGGAGCAUCAUGGAAAUGACUGCAUCCCACUCACCUGCAGCAUGGAGAGCUUGCAUCUGACUCCCUGCGUUGACAUUCAGGAUGUUAACAUUUUCGCCGCUGCACAUGCCGUUGCCCUGAGCGUCUCCUUUGUGGAUAUUUUCUGCCUUUUGUCUGGUUUCCUUAGAGUCCCAGAAGUGUGGUUACUGGGUUAAAGUGUGUGGGAAAUACAAGACCCUUGAAACAUAUUUCCAAAUUGCUUUCAGGAAAGACACUCCAGCCCCAUCCCCAGGAGGCCUGCUCACUGUUAUGUUGGCAACAGUGAGUGCUAAGUCGCUCAGUCAUGUCUGAUUCUUUUGCGACCCCUUGGGCUGCAGCCUGCCAGGCUCCUCUGUCCCUGGUAUUCUCCAGGCAAGAAUAAGGGAGCGGGUUGCCGUGCCCUCCUCCAGGGGAUCUUCCUGACCCAGGGAAGGAACCGGUGUCUCUUAGGUCUCCUGCAUUUGCAGAUGUGUUCUUCACCACUCCUCCACCUGGGAAAUGCUGCUGGCAACAGUAGAUGUUCUUUUUUUCUUAUUGUCGAAACUUAGUUUUUUGAAUACUUAAGCCAUGACACGCACAGGUUACAAAACCCAACACGUUUCAGAGUAAAUGGAGAGGAGUCUCUGCUGACACUAAUUCCCUCUGCCAGAGAUUUUCCUUGCUUGGUUAUUGUUUGUUUGUUUUUGAGGGGAGGUAAUUUUUAAAAUCAUUCAUUUGAAAAACUUCAUAGGAGCUUGCUCUUUUUUUUUAUUGUGGUGAAAUACACGUGACAUAGAAUUUACCAUCUUAGCCAUUCUUAGGUGUAUGAUGCAAUACAAUUCAGUGGGUUAAGUAUGUUCGCAUGUGAAUAUCACCACCGUCUGUCUCCAGAACCUUCUCACCUUCGCAAAUGGCAACUCUGCGUCAAAUAACAGUUCCCACCCUCUCUCCAUCCCCACAUCACACCCCACACACCUUUCUACUUCCUGUCCUGGGAAUCUGACUCCUCACAUAGGCAGAAUCACACAGGGCUUUUCCUUCGGGGUUGUUUUCUGUGUUUAUUUCCGUCUCUGCCCCCCUCACAGUCUCCGCCCAGGGACCAACUCCUGGGGGAGGACCUGCAGGGUCAGAAGGUUGGUCAGGGGCUCCCCACUGUAGGGCGCUGGGGCCCCCACGUCUGGAGGCGCUGCCCCCUCCCCGGGCUGUUUCUCCUCCAGACACUGAGCCCCCAGAAGCAGGCGUUCAUCAUGGAGAUCCUGUCGGGGUGUCUGGAGUACCGCAAGCUGCUGACCAUCGUGGUGGACGCCUUCUAUGUGCGGGAAGGCCGGCUCUGCCUGCGGGCUGACUACAGCCUCUUUGAGGUGAUCUGCUACUUGGCCACGUUCCAGCUGGAGGAGCUCGGCUUUCAGCUCUUCUGUGACGUCCUGCGGUCCCAGCCGGUCCACAAGGUGUGCAAGUUCCUCGGGUUCCUCUUCAACCCCUUGAACCUCAGCUCAUGGAUCAAGGACGAGUGGAGCCUUGUCUACGAGACGUCCCACGUGAAGGAGAACUGGAUCGACCCCCUGAUGAGGUGGCAGCCGGAAGUCCAGGAGCUGAUCGACCAGCUGCAGGGGGAGCUGACCAGCCAGCCCUCUCCUCCAAAGAGCAAGGCCAAGGUCACAGAGCCCAAGGAGUUCAGCCUGACCACCCCCAGGCCCCGCGCCAUCCCCGUGCCUGAGCUGGUCCCCAAGGUGGCCAAGACCAGACCGGUCCCCAGGAGCACCUACCAGCCGCCCAAGGAGCAGCGGCUGCUGGAGAUGACCAAGAGAUACAACCGCUGGAAGGCCGAGGAGCUGCUGCUGCGGGCUAACAUCGAGGAGCUGCGGUGCGCGGUGCCCAGGAGCCGCGGGGAGCCCCAGCUGCAGGACUCCAAGAAGAAGCCGCGGCUCCGGCUCCCACCUCGUAUCCUCAAGAGCCAGAAACUGACCUUCUACACGCCUAACGACAACGCCCCGGUCAAGCUCAACACGGCCGCCAUCCUGCGCGAAGGGGCCUUGUACCAGCGGCAGGUGGAGAAGGAGCUGCAGAGGGUGGACCGGCUCGUGGACGGGGCCGGGGACUUCUCCGAGUUCCUCGAGUGGCAGAGGCGGAUGCAGGCGAAGGACCGGGAGGAGCAGCUGGCCGCGGGCGAGGUCCGCCGGCUGCGGGGGAAGCUGAGCCACGAGGAGGCGGCGCUGGCGCGGCAGCAGGUGGCGCAGGAGAAGAGGCGGACGGCAGAGCUGAAGAAGGAGGAGACAGCCGAGCUGAUGCAGCGGUGCGCAGAGAGGCGCCUCCAGGAGGAAAAGUCCAUGAAGGAGCUGGUGGAGCAGGUGAUAGAGACACAGAAGAACGUCAAGGUGGCACAGACGGAGCUCCGGAAAAGCCGUCGGCGGAUAGCUCAGGAGGUGACGGAGGAGAACCGGGAGCUGCUGCAGCGCAGCGCGGAGGCGGCCAAGGAGGAGCAGAAGCGGCGCUGCGACCUUGUCUCCCAGCUGCGAGCCCUGGAGUCUCAGCCCACGCGCAGGGGCAAGCUGGUGGACCUGACCCAGAUCCCUGGCCACGGCCUGGAGGGGGAGAUGUCGGUUGUGGAGUUGCGUGAGCGGCUGGCCCUGCUCAAGGAGACCCGGCGUCGCCAGGAGGAGGAGCGGCGAGACCAGAUCAUCCAGGGCCAGCGCGCCAAGAGCCGGGAGCUGCGGGACACGCUGGAGAGGGUGGCGCUGUGCCGUGCCGCCAUGGGGCGGUCUGCAGCCCUGAGGUGGGAGGAGAAGAAGGCGCGCUGGGCGGCCGCCGGAGCGCCCUCCCAGGACGAGCGUGUGCUCGAGCUGCAGCGCCGGAUCCAGGAGAAGGCGGCCGAGCGGCGCGCGCGGGCGGCCUCGGGGCACGUGCCGGCGCCGCGGGCCGUGCGCCCCAAGCAGCGGGCGCAGCUGGAGGCGCAGCGCAGGCUGGAGCUGGAGCGGAGCCGCGAGCGCUGGCUGCGGGCGCAGCAGCCCGGAUGCGGGCCCGCGCGCCGCCUGGGGGCCGCCUGAGCCGUGCAGCCUCCCCUCGCCCUCACCCAGGAUCCCGGGACCCCAGCCCGAAUGAAGACCGCGGGGCCGUGCCGCCUGCCCCGCUCCGCCCGCCUCUGCUCGCCCAGCGCAGGGGUGCCAAAUAAAAGGCGGGACGCCCA
Molecule: messenger RNA, 4293 nt
Organism: Cervus elaphus (red deer)
Lineage: Eukaryota; Metazoa; Chordata; Mammalia; Artiodactyla; Cervidae
Gene: CFAP99
Product: cilia and flagella associated protein 99
Exons: 15
Coding region: 2357-4153 (598 amino acids)
Source: RefSeq, a predicted model, not a curated record